UUGGAACGUUGAGAAAUUGGUGUUGCUCUAGCCCCGCUCCUUCUUCUCAUCAUCAUCAAACCCGCCAUCCAUCCGCCAUCAUGUCACCCGUUCCCACUUCAGAGAACAAUGCCAAUCCACUGCCGGAAAUGCCCGCUGGAGAUCCUAUGCAGGCACAACAGCCGCCGGCGAGCGUCUCUCAGCUGCCCAAUGAGGCGUUGCAGCUUGCCGCAAAGCUCUUCGACCUGGCUAGACAAGGCGACGAGACCCUAAUCCAAUACAUGGAGGCUGGCAUUCCGCCAAACUUCACCAAUAACCGCGGCGACACGCUCCUGAUGCUCGCCGCUUAUCAUGGUCAUACCGCUCUCGUCCGCCGCAUGCUUUCCCUCCCCACACCGCCUGAUACCAAUCAGCUCAAUGGGCGUGGCCAGUCCAUUCUGGCAGGCGUCCUCUUCAAGGGGCACGACGAGCUUAUUCCCAUCCUCUUGGAAGCUGGAGCAGACCCGCUGGCAGGACAGCCGAAUGCAGAGGACUCGGCCAAGAUGUUCAACAAGUGGAACGAGGAGCUCAAGGGAAUGUUUGAGGGGGCGAGAGGGAGGGGAAUAGGCGCAAGAGAUGCGCCGCCUCCGGUCGAGGAUAGAGAGGAAGUGAGGAGAGUGCCAGGUGGGACGGCGCCUACGAAUGCGGCAGGUGGACAAGGCGGGGCGCCGGCAGCAUGAUCUGUGCGCUUUGCCUUCGCACAAUACAACGAUUGUAAUAUACGGAUACUCGUGUGGUCAUGCUAUGUUAUUCGCGCUAAGACUACAUU
Messenger RNA from Jaminaea rosea, 787 nucleotides. RefSeq lists its product as hypothetical. The record is from RefSeq and is a predicted model, not a curated record. Gene Ontology annotation, molecular function: protein binding. The transcript is spliced from 3 exons. Bases 81 to 698 code for a protein of 205 amino acids. Lineage: Eukaryota; Fungi; Basidiomycota; Exobasidiomycetes; Microstromatales.